Messenger RNA from Mangifera indica (mango), 3714 nucleotides. RefSeq names its product protein transport protein SEC23-like. Gene Ontology annotation, molecular function: zinc ion binding; GTPase activator activity. Lineage: Eukaryota; Viridiplantae; Streptophyta; Magnoliopsida; Sapindales; Anacardiaceae. The coding region runs from base 602 to 3223 and encodes 873 amino acids. The transcript has 6 exons. Gene Ontology annotation, cellular component: COPII vesicle coat; endoplasmic reticulum exit site. Gene Ontology annotation, biological process: endoplasmic reticulum to Golgi vesicle-mediated transport; intracellular protein transport; COPII-coated vesicle cargo loading. The record is from RefSeq and is a predicted model, not a curated record.
UUUGAGGUGUUACCGCGUGCGCACCGUAUCGUCUAUGGACAUUAGACACCAAAAUUACAGAGGCGAGGUGUGUGAGAGAAAGCCCGUUAAAAGAGUUGCAUGAUACUCAAUUUGGGUCUGAAAAUUCCCCUGUUUCUCAAUCAUCCGUUUCCGUCUCUUUUAGAUUUCAUUGUUAGAGAAUGAGUUUUUACCAAAGCCACAUUUGUGUGGAGGUGGAGAAAUAGGUGAGAUUUUAAAUGUCGUCAUCUGGGACUGAAUUUGAUCUUGGAAGCUGAUAUUUUGGUGCUCUUUGGGGAUUUCUUGAUUAUUCCGGGUCCUUCUUGAACUUCGUUUUUCAAUCAAAAUCUAUUUUUUAUUUUUUAUUUUUUAUUUUGUUGUCUCUGCGGUCUAGACUUUGUUAGGGUUUGGUUUAAUCAAAGACCUAAGAUAUCUUACUCUCUUGUCAAUUCUUGUUCUUCAGGAAUUGGUUGUUUAUCGUCAUAUCUAAAUUAAAUUCGUAUCGAAAUUUCCCUGUCAGAUUUAAACUCAUUCUUUAGUUCUGGUACUCGUUUCUCAGUUCUUGAGAAUUCCUGUUACUUAACAAAGAAAGAUUUGAAUUUUAAUGGCUAAUCCAACUCAACCUUCCGUUGGAUACUCUGUUACUGCCACUCCGCCAAACCCAGAUACAGCGUCACCUCAACCAGAGAAAAGCCCUAUCCCUCCUCCAAUUUCAUCUGCACCCCCCAGAUUUCCUCCACCAAAAUUACAGCAUGAUCCAAACGCUUCCCCUUCAAUUAGAACUCCAAAUAUGUUGUCGCCUGCAAAUGGGAUCAACAGUGGAAGCCCAAUUUCUCAUUUAAGCACUCCUCCUGGCCCUCCUGUCUUUACUUCACCAGUUAGGCCCGCUGCUGUGCCUUUCCGGACAUCUCCUGCAACUCCUCAGCCUGUUGCUUUCUCUUCAGGUUCAUCUUUGCCCACAUCUUCACCUUCCCAUUUCUCUAAUGGGUUGGUUGAGUUGCAGCAUCAAGUUCCAGACGUUAUUGAGGAGACAAUACCUUUUGGGGAAUCUUCAUGCGUUAUGUUUUCGGCUCGUAAGGUGUUGAAACAGAAGAAGCAAGCAAAUGUACCCAGUUUAGGUUUUGGGGCAGUAGUUUCUCCUGGGAGAGAGAUUUCUCCAUGUCCUCAAAUAAUACAACGUGAUCCUCAUCGCUGCCAUAAUUGCGGAGCAUAUGCAAACAUCUAUUGCAAGAUAUUACUUGGAUCUGGUCAGUGGCAAUGUGUAAUUUGCCAUAAUUUGAAUGGAAGUGAAGGUGAAUAUGUGGCUUCUAGCAAGGAAGAACUUCGUAAUUUCCCGGAACUAUCAUCGCCUAUUGUUGAUUUUGUUCAAACUGGGAACAACAGGCCCAGUUAUGUUCCUGUUUCUGAUUCCAGAACUUCUGCACCCAUUAUUCUUGUAAUAGAUGAAUGCUUAGAUGAACCUCACCUCCAGCAUCUACAGAGCUCUUUGCAUGCAUUUGUUGAAUCAAUUCCACCAAUGGCAAGAAUUGGCAUUAUAUUGUAUGGUAGGACUGUAUCAGUAUAUGAUUUUUCAGAGGAUUCAGUAGCAUCUGCUGAUGUGCUUCCUGGUGACAAAUCGCCAACUCAGGAGUCUUUAAAACCAUUGCUCUAUGGAGCUGGUGUUUACCUGUCACCGAUGCAUGCUUCAAAACAGGUAGCACAUGACAUAUUCUCAUCAUUGAGGCCAUACAAGUUGAGCAUACCAGAAGCUUCAAGAGAUCGUUGCCUGGGUACAGCAGUUGAGGUUGCCCUUUCUGUAAUUGAAGGGCCUACUGCAGAAAUGUCUCGAGGGGUAGUUAAAAGGGCAGGAGGUAACAGCAGAAUUAUUGUGUGUGCUGGUGGACCUAAUACAUAUGGCCCUGGAUCAGUACCUCAUUCUUUUAGUCACCCAAAUUAUCCUCAUAUGGAAAAGACAGCAUUGAAAUGGAUGGAGCUUCUGGGUCGUGAGGCUCAUCGAAACAAUACAGUGAUUGACAUUCUAUGUGCUGGUACUUGCCCUGUCAGAGUUCCGGUGUUGCAGCCUCUUGCAAAAGCUUCAGGGGGUGUGUUGGUUCUUCAUGAUGACUUUGGAGAAGCCUUUGGUGUGAACUUGCAAAGGGCAUCCACAAGGGAUGCAGGUUCUCAUGGUUUGCUGGAUAUUCGUUGUUCUGAUGAAAUUCUAGUUACUCAAAUUGUGGGUCCUGGUGAAGAGGCACAUUUAGACACUCAUGAAACCUUCAAAAAUGAUACCGCUGUUUCUAUUCAGAUGCUCAGUGUUGAAGAAACACAAAGUUUUGCAGUAUCCAUGGAAACUAAAGGAGACAUCAAGAUUGAUCAUGUUUUUUUCCAGUUUGCUAUUCAAUAUUCAAAUGUUUAUCAAGCUGAUAUUUCAAGAGUUGUUACUGUUAGAUUACCAACUGUGGAUAAUGUUUCAGCAUAUCUUGAGAGUGUGCAAGAUGAAGUUGUUGCGGUCCUCAUUGCGAAGAGGACCCUCUUGCGAGCCAAAAAUUAUUCUGAUGCAAUUGAUAUGCGAACGACUAUAGAUGAAAGAGUUAAAGACAUAGCUCUAAAAUUUGGAUCCCAAGUGCCAAAGUCAAAGCUUUAUCGGUUCCCCAAGGAACUCCCUGCUCUAUCAGAGAUCUUAUUUCAUCUUAGAAGGGGUCCGCUUUUAGGAGGCAUUAUUGGACAUGAAGAUGAGAGGUCUGUAUUACGGAGUUUGUUUCUGAAUGCAUCUUUUGAGCUGUCACUUCGUAUGGUUGCACCUCGCAGUCUAAUGCACCGGGAAGGAGGCACUUUUGAGGAGCUUCCAGCUCAUGACCUAGCUAUGCAGUCUGAUAAAGCAGUAGUACUUGACCAUGGCACAGAUGUCUUUAUUUGGUUGGGUGCAGAACUUGCUGCUGAUGAAGGAAGAAGUGCAGCCGCUUUAGCAGCUUGCAGAACAUUGGCUGAAGAACUAACUGAAUUUCGGUUUCCAGCUCCUCGAAUCCUUGCAUUCAAGGAAGGGAGCUCCCAGGCUCGGUAUUUUGUAUCACGGCUGAUUCCAGCACACAAGGAUCCUCCUUAUGAGCAGGAGGCAAGGUUUCCACAACUUCGAUCUUUGACAACAGAACAGCGGGCAAAGCUGAAAAGUAGCUUUCUUUUCUUUGAUGAUCCUAGCUUCUGUGAGUGGAUGCGGAGUUUGAGAGUUGUGCCACCAGAACCAAGCUAAGUAACUGUGUAAAUUUUAGUGGCUGAUGUUCCUUCAAGAGGGAAGCGUGGGAGCUGCCGUACAAUGACAGUGCAAAUCUUUCGUCUCCUCUCCUUUCCUUUUCAUUUUGGCCCCUGGUAAAGAGAAUGUAACUUUGAUGACAACUAUUGAUAUCAUCUCACCUUUUUCUUUCUCUUGUAAUUUUUUUAAAGAACAUUUAUAUUCUGAUCAAAGUCCAAAAAGUAUAAAAUUGGUUCAUCACAUACUGUUACUUAGUCAGACUGGUGCAAAUGCAAUGGAGAGUGUAAUUGUAUACUAGAAAAAGUGACUCUAGUUCAAUGUUUUUUAUUACUAGUAUGUGGCUGAUGGUAAUUCUGUCAUUCGUGUGGCUUAGAUUGGUACUUGGGUUGGGCUGCUCUGUGUUUUGAUAAUGAAAAGGAAUACGAUGAAAUGUAGUGUGGGAGUGGAUAUUGAUUUUGAAAGUGAAUGCAAUAAGAAAUUUGCAAUGGGCA